CUUGAUUUCUUGCUUAUUUCAUGUACAACUUAUCUCGAUAGAGGUAAAGUUUGGAUGCCAUAAAAAAUAUAAUUUAAUUUCUACCGAACUUAUGCAAGUCAAACUUUGUUUCAGAACUCACUAAAUGUGUCGCAAACAAAAUGUCUUUAAACUUAUGCCAAACGAAUUAGAUAUUAUACAAGAAAAAGAAAUCUUAUGAAUAGAAAUUAAUUCCUUUUUCCUACAAAGAAAAAAUAGAACUAAAUUAAAUCUUAUGAAUUUUUAAAUAAAAAUAAAAUUAAUUCCUUUUCCCUAUUUGCCCCUCCUCCCUUAAAAUUUGCCAUCAAAAGUUUCACUCGAUUCAACUUGUCUCAACUUACAAGUAUAAAAAAUCCAGUUCCAGAACAAAAACUAGGGUUUCAAAAUCAGCUGAUUUCGCCGGAGAUAAUUGGGGAUUUUGCCGGAACAAGCUCCGGUACCAUCGAUUUCCUAAUUCCGGUGAGGUAUAUUACUGAUAUGGAGGAGUUGAAGCACAAAUCGUCGAAGAGAGAAGACGAAUCGAAGAAAUCGAAGAGAGAAGACGAGUCGAAGAAGCGUCACCGGGACAAAGAGGAUAGAGAUAGAGAUCGAGAUCGAGAUAAGCGGGAGAGAGAUCAUCAUCAUCGAGAUAAGAAGGAUCGGGAAAGAGAGAAAAGCAGUCGGUACGAAAGAGAGAGAGAGAAAAGUGUUGAUAGAGAUAAGGCGAAGCAUAAGGAUAGGCAUAAGGAGCGUGAGAAGAGCAGCAGCAAAUUUCGAGAUGAAGAUGAAAGACCUAAGGGAGAUAAGGAGGUUGAGAAGAGCAGCAAGUUUCGCGAAGACGAUGAAAGACCUAAGGAGCGUGAGAAGAGCAGCAAAAUUCGUGAUGAAGAUGAAAAAGUUAGAGAUAGAGUGAAAGAGCGCGAAAAGGAUAAGGAAGAUCGCGAAGAAAGAGAGAGGGAGAGGAAGAAAGAACGCGAAAAAGAAAAGGAAGAUCGAGAUGAGAGGGAGAGGAAGAAAGAGCGUGAAAAGGAGAAGGAAGAUCGAGAAGAGAGGGAAAGGGAGAGGGAGAGGAAAAGAGAGCGCGAAAAGGAGAAGGAAGAUCGAGAAGAGAGGGAAAGGGAGAGGGAGAGGAGGAAAGAAAAAGAGAGGAGAGAAAGGGAGAAGGAGAGGAUUCGAGAGAAGGAUAGAUACAAAGGGAGUGAUGAUGAAGUUGAUCGCGAAAGAAAGAGGAGAAAGAGGGAUAGUAAUGAUGAGCAUUAUAAGGAGAGAGGGGAUAGGGAAAGGAGUAGCAAAACGAGUAAUAGGUUAAGGGAAGGUAGCAUUGAUCAAGUAUCAGCAGAAAAGAAUGAGAAGAGCAGAGAGGAAGAUUUAGCGGAGGAGCAAAGAAAAUUAGAUGACGAGAUGGAGAAGCGAAGGAGGAGAGUUCAAGAGUGGCAAGAGUUAAAAAGGAAAAAAGAGGAGUCUGAAAGGGAAAAGCUUGGGGUUGAUGUAGGUGGUGAAGAACCGAAAUUGGGAAAGACUUGGACGUUGGAUGGUGAGUCAGAUGACGAAGAUGCUGAGGGGAAAAAUGGGAUGGAUAUUGAUAUGGAUGAUAAUGGUAAGGUAAUGAAGGACGAAAAUGGAGCUGGUAAAAUGGUUAGUUCUAGCAAUGGAUCUGAUUCACCUGUUAUUCGGAAUGGGGGUGAUGGUGUAGCUGCGGAUGAUGAUGAGAUUGACCCUUUGGAUGCUUUUAUGAACUCUAUGGUUUUGCCUGAAGUUGAGAAGCUUAGCAAAUUUAUGGUUAAUAGCUUGGAUGCUGAAAAUUCCAGUUUGAAAGAGAAGAACGGUCCUGGUAAAGAAGAAAAACCUAAGAUGGGCGUGAAGAUGACCAUGAAGAAAACCACGGGAAGAAUUAUCCCUGGUGAAGAUUCUGAUUCAGAUUAUGGGGACGUUGAGAAUGAUGAAGAUACUUUGGAGGAAGAAGAUGAUGAAGAAUUUAUGAAACGGGUGAAGAAAACCAAGGUUGAGAAACUGUCAUUAGUCGAUCACUCAAAGAUUGACUAUCCUUCUUUCAGAAAGAACUUCUACAUAGAAGUUAAGGAAAUUUCAAGGAUGAGUCCUGAAGAGGUUUCUGCUUACAGGAAAGAGCUUGAACUUAAGAUCCAUGGCAAGGAUGUUCCAAAACCAAUCAGAACAUGGCAUCAGACAGGAUUGUCCUCAAAGAUACUAGACACUAUAAGGAAGCUGAAUUAUGAGAAGCCCAUGUCUAUUCAAGCUCAGGCUUUGCCAGUAAUCAUGAGUGGUCGGGAUUGUAUUGGGAUUGCUAAGACGGGUUCUGGUAAGACACUUGCAUUUGUAUUACCUAUGCUUAGACAUAUUAAGGACCAGCCUCCUCUGGCAUCUGGAGAUGGUCCUAUUGGGCUAAUAAUGGCCCCUACUAGAGAGCUUGUGCAGCAAAUUCAUAGUGAUAUUAAGAAAUUUGCGAGAGUGAUGGGUCUAACUUGUGUACCUGUGUAUGGAGGUUCCGGUGUUGCUCAACAAAUUAGUGAGUUGAAACGUGGAGCUGAAAUUGUUGUGUGCACUCCAGGUAGGAUGAUCGAUAUUCUUUGUACAAGUGGUGGGAAGAUCACGAAUCUGCGAAGAGUCACUUACUUGGUCAUGGAUGAAGCUGAUCGGAUGUUUGAUAUGGGAUUUGAACCGCAGAUAACGAGAAUUGUCCAAAACACACAGCCAGACCGUCAAACAGUCCUGUUUUCUGCAACAUUUCCUCGUCAGGUUGAAAUACUAGCCCGUAAAGUGUUGAACAAACCUGUUGAAAUACAGGUAGGUGGUAGGAGUGUUGUGAACAGGGAUAUAACACAGUUGGUUGAGGUGAGGCCUGAAAGUGAUAGAUUCCUUCGACUUCUUGAAUUGCUUGGUGAAUGGUUCGAAAAAGGUAAAAUUUUGAUAUUUGUUCACACACAGGAUAAAUGUGAUUCUUUGUUUAGAGAAUUGCUCAAGCAUGGUUAUGGCUGCCUCUCCCUUCAUGGGGCAAAGGAUCAGACUGAUCGUGAGUCCACCAUAUCCGACUUUAAAAGUGAUGUAUGCAAUUUGUUGAUCGCUACUAGUAUAGCGGCGAGGGGCUUAGAUGUGAAGGAGCUUGAACUGGUCAUCAAUUAUGAUGUUCCGAACCAUUAUGAGGACUAUGUUCAUCGUGUUGGGCGGACUGGUCGAGCUGGUAGGAAAGGUUGUGCCAUCACAUUCAUAUCCGAAGAUGAUGCAAGAUAUGCACCUGAUCUUGUAAAAGCUUUACAAUUGUCAGAGCAAGUUGUUCCAGAUGACCUGAAAGCUCUUGCUGAUAGUUUCAAUGCGAAGGUGAAUCAGGGACUUGAGCAAGCACAUGGGACUGGUUAUGGUGGUAGUGGUUUUAAAUUUAACGAAGAAGAGGAUGAAGUGAGAAGAGCAGCCAAAAAGGCACAGGCAAAAGAAUAUGGAUUUGAGGAGGAUAAAUCAGAUUCAGAGGAUGAAGAUGAAGGAAUUAGAAAAGCAGGUGGCGACCUCAGUCAGCAGGCCGCUCUUGCUCAGGCUGCUGCUCUUGUUGCUGCUUCAAAAGCGAGUAUGGCUUCAGCAGCAACUCCAGUUUCAGUUGGUCAGCUUCUUCCCAAUGGUGGCUUACCUGUUUCGUUGCCUGGUGUACUUGGUAUUAAUAUACCAGGUGCAGCAGCAGUUGCUGCUGGAAAUGGUCUGCCAGUUGGCUCUAAUGAUGUGGCAGCCAGAGCAACAGCUAUUGCAGCUGCCAUGAACUUGCAGCAUAACUUAGCAAAGAUUCAGGCUGAUGCAAUGCCUGAACAUUAUGAAGCAGAAUUAGAGAUAAAUGAUUUUCCUCAAAAUGCCCGCUGGAAGGUUACACACAAGGAGACUCUGGGUCCUAUUUCUGAUUGGACAGGAGCUGCCAUCACCACUCGAGGACAGUAUGUUCCACCUGGAAAGGUACCAGGGUUUGGGGAAAGGAAGCUGUACUUGUUCAUUGAAGGCCCCACGGAGCAAUCUGUCAAGAGAGCAAAAGCAGAAUUGAAACGUGUGUUGGAGGACAUUACCAUGCAAGCAUCAUCUCUUCCUGGUUCGGCUCAACCGGGCAGAUACUCGGUUCUAUGAGAAUGGAUGUCGUUGCCUUUUAUAAUACUUCAUUUUUGACUUUUUUCUAUUCAUGCAUAUUAUUUCCUAAGUUUUGUUGCUCGAUUAGAGAUGACUUAUCUUGUAAUGAUAUAAACAGGUUUAACUAGAUACAUGAUUAUUCGCACUGAUCAGCCAUGGUUAGUUCUUCUGCUA
Capsicum annuum is the source of this 4284-nucleotide messenger RNA. RefSeq names its product DEAD-box ATP-dependent RNA helicase 42. Lineage: Eukaryota; Viridiplantae; Streptophyta; Magnoliopsida; Solanales; Solanaceae. Gene Ontology annotation, molecular function: RNA helicase activity; ATP binding; nucleic acid binding. The transcript has a single exon. The record is from RefSeq and is a predicted model, not a curated record. Gene Ontology annotation, cellular component: nucleus. Gene Ontology annotation, biological process: mRNA splicing, via spliceosome. The coding region runs from base 496 to 4110 and encodes 1204 amino acids.